GCAGACAGACACGAUGGUCCGCCGCGAAGUCCCUCUCGCCGUGGCGCUCGCUGCGUCGCUCUUCGCCGCCACCGCCGCGCUCGCCGCCGAUACCCGCCACGGGAUCGGCGUGGUGGGCGUGGGCGCGGGCGGGGGGGCCCUCAUAGCGGGCGUGGGAGUCGGGCAUGGGGGCGGCGUCGUCGGAGGAGUGGGCGUUGUGGGAGGCCACGGCGGACUGGCGGAAGGGAGCAAGAGCUGCAGGUACUGGUGCAAGACGCCCCAGAACCAGGCGUAUUGCUGCGAAGACGAGAGCGACCACGUCUCGCAGCCCUUCGUAAAGCCAGGCAGCUGCCCGCCCGUGCGCCCGCAGUGCCCCCCCGUCCGGUCGGGCUUCCGCCCCCCCAACCAGUGCAGCAAUGACUCCCGCUGCCCCGGACACGAGAAGUGCUGCUACGACACCUGUCUGGAGCACCACACGUGCAAGGCGCCCGGCAGCACCUGGUAGGGACAGCGGCGGUCGCGUCGGAGAAGCCGCGCAAAGACUUGGAACCAACGUUUCUCGACAUGAAAUUAAUUCGUUUUUCUUUUCAGGCAAAAUGUAAGUUACCCCAAGAUGAACGCCAUAUGUUAACCGAAUUGUGUAAUAGAUGACGUCUGUGACAUAAUAGGUGACUCUAGUGGAAAAAAAUAUAUACAUACAAAGUUGCA
Messenger RNA from Penaeus indicus, 687 nucleotides. RefSeq lists its product as uncharacterized. The record is from RefSeq and is a predicted model, not a curated record. The transcript has 3 exons. Lineage: Eukaryota; Metazoa; Arthropoda; Malacostraca; Decapoda; Penaeidae. The coding region runs from base 14 to 484 and encodes 156 amino acids. Gene Ontology annotation, molecular function: peptidase inhibitor activity. Gene Ontology annotation, cellular component: extracellular region.